This is a messenger RNA of Dendronephthya gigantea, 2550 nucleotides long. Its product is annotated as putative ferric-chelate reductase 1. Lineage: Eukaryota; Metazoa; Cnidaria; Anthozoa; Malacalcyonacea; Nephtheidae. The record is from RefSeq and is a predicted model, not a curated record. The transcript is spliced from 19 exons. Bases 135 to 1985 code for a protein of 616 amino acids.
GUCGUAAACGCAGUUGUGGCUGAGUGAUUUUCCGUCGUAUUUGGCAUUCGUGCAACUAAAUCUAGUAACAACAAACGAUAGCAAUAAAUUUUUGUAAUUUGUUUCUCAACGAAUAAGUAGCAGCGCCGUCAAAAAUGUGGAAAAGCAUCGUUAAGGUUAUGUUGCUUUGGAUGGUUUUGUAUGCUGUGUCAUGUGUGAGUUCUCAGUUGCUGGACAAAGCUGGUUGUAACUCAACCAUAAGUUGUUAUAGCCAACCACCAAGUUGUACAUCAUCUAAGGAUUGUAAAUAUCUUCUUAAGUAUUCUGUGCAAAACAAUGAAAUAAUUGACUUCAACCUUAGUUCAAACACAUUUGAAUGGAUUGCUGUUGGAUUCAACCCCAAAAAUCCAAGGAUGGCUGGUGGAGAGUCAUUAGUGUGCGAAAGAUAUAUAAUUAAAGAUAACGAAAACAUUAUUCUACGUCAUUAUAAUAUGAAAACGGAAGAUCGUCCGUAUCCUAGUCAAGAUACAAAUGCGACACUCGUGUCUAGAAGUAAAUCAGGAAAUAUUUUGUCUUGCAGGAUUCAACGCAAGUUGGAUCUUCAAGUUAUACGUAGAAACAAUCUUAGAAAACCAGUGUAUUUUCUGUACGCUGCAGGAAUGACGGAUUCAAAACAUGAUCCUGUCUGGAUAAAAGAACAUACAUUUUCUAGAGCUCCUCGUUAUCCUCUUAAUGUUUUUGAUGUAUCUGAUAAUACCGACACAAGUAAAGCAAUGAAGAGAAUAGAUACCAGUCAAUGUGGGAAGUCCUUGGGUUGUUUGCGUACUCCGUCUAGUUGCAAUGACAAUACAGAUUGCGAUUACUUGCUGACGUUCAGGAAGAAUAGCAAUGAUAUCCUAUUCUCACUCUCUGGAAAAUCUGAUGGUUGGGUUUCAGUUGGAUUUAAUGAUAAACCAAAAAUGGGCGGAACCGAUGCUGUUAUUUGUCAAGCAAAAGGAACUAAUUCCGCUUACUUGUGGGUUGCUAACUUAAAAUACAACACCCCUAAACUGAUCACUCCGAACGAGACCAGAAUCCUGGAUGGAAAAUUUGAAGAUGGAAUAAUCUAUUGCAAGUUUACAAGGCCUUUAAAGCCAACGGCGAAAAAAAGAGUUGCUAUUGAUAUUCCCAGAUACAUAAUAUAUGCCAAAGGUAAGGGAGUCGCAAAAUUACACGAACACGCCGACGAAGAUAAAGGAUGCUCGGAGAAGAAAGUUGAUUUUGGAAAUCACAUAUCUUAUGAUUUGGGUGAUUGUGGAGGUGGCCUCGAAAGAGUCCAUGGAUCUUUUAUGAUUUUUUCGUGGAUGUUCUUAGUAAUAAUCUCCAUUUUUAUUGCGCGAUACUCUCGUUCGUUGUGGCUGGGUUUGAAAAUUUUUGGCAGUGAUGCUUGGUUCCAGUUUCACCGCUUGAUCAUGGGAAUUGCUGUUCUUUUUACCAUCGUAGCAAUAAUUAUUAUAUUUACCGACAAGGGAGGAUGGAGUGAGAGUGCCGGUGCUCAUGGAAAACUCGGUAUCGUUGUCAUGGUUCUUGCUAUUAUUCAACCAACCAUUGCUUUCUUCCGACCUCACCCAAGAAAACCGAGACGUGUCUUAUUUAACUGGUUUCAUCGAAUUGUUGCCUUAUUACUUGUUAUUUUGGCGGUUGUUACAGUUUUCAAAGGCAGUGAACUUCUAUUUUCUGAUGAAAAUAAUGUGUCUAAAUGCGUGAUUGCACUUAUUGUUGUCGCCCUGGUAACAGCCUUGGUUCUGGAGUACCUGGCAUUCCGUAUCAGAGCGAAAAGUUCACCAAGUGUCGGUCUUGCAUCUGAAACCUUACAGGAAGAAAAUUCUAUUGUGGCAGAAUCUUUUUGGGAAACCAAGCUACAGCGCGUGUUGUUGGUGGUAUUCUCACUCGUAGUUUUUAUACAAGCGGCUGUUAUGAUCGCGUACGUGGCGGGGGCUGGGGAAGACGAUGACGACGAUGAUUAGAUUUGAAAGACCUGACAGUUUUGAAUUUGUAUUUCUAGCGUGAAAUUAUUAAUAUCUAAGGCUGCAUGCCGCGAUAAAAAUAUUAGUUUAGCACAAACUAAGCUGUGUAUAGAAACUAUAGGGAUGAUGUCUACUGUACAUCCAUUAAACUAUAUAAGAUUAUAAGUGUAUGUACCUGAGGUACUUUUAGUAUAAAUCGUGCAAUACAGACUAGUAAUGACUAGCAGUAUGUGAUAUGUAUGUAUACCUGUAUGAACUGUGUGGCAACCGCAGCUAUGAUUAUAAUGAUGAUUAUGAAGUGCUUCACAUUAAACUAUUUGCUGAUUUAAGUGAUAUGGCCAAAAGCGAAAACCUAUAGCCUAAGAAGUUAACGCCAAUAGAGUGCUUUACCGGUUUAUACCCUGCGUCAAGUUAGACUUUCUAUAGUACAGUUAACCCUGUGUGCUAAUAUCAUUACGUCUCUUAAGUUAUCGUGAUCCAGUAUACUAGUUCGAGUAGUAUACGUAUGUUUUUUUAUCAUGCACGAAUUCGAAGCUCUGAAUUCUCUACUUUAACGUAGACAUGA